Nasonia vitripennis (jewel wasp) is the source of this 875-nucleotide messenger RNA. RefSeq names its product 60S ribosomal protein L10a (gene RpL10Ab). The record is from RefSeq and is a predicted model, not a curated record. NCBI's taxonomy places the organism in Eukaryota, Metazoa, Arthropoda, Insecta, Hymenoptera, Pteromalidae. Gene Ontology annotation, molecular function: structural constituent of ribosome; RNA binding. The transcript is spliced from 5 exons. Gene Ontology annotation, biological process: translation. Bases 151 to 804 code for a protein of 217 amino acids. Gene Ontology annotation, cellular component: large ribosomal subunit.
UGUAGGAUGUAGCGACCUCAAGCGACGACUUAUAUUAACGAUUGGACGUUGGACAUCUACGGAUUUGGUAGUAUAUGAUUCGCGUUGGCGCGCGCCUUGCUGCUCUUUCCGGUUUGAGUCGUCGACCCGUGCAGACGCACUGCUGCAGACAUGACGUCCAAAGUUUCGCGUGACACUCUGUACGAGUGCGUCAACGCCACAAUCACUGGCGCUCAAGAAAAGAAGAGGAAGUUUCUGGAAACUGUGGAACUCCAAAUUGGUCUGAAGAACUAUGAUCCCCAGAAGGACAAGCGUUUCUCAGGCACCGUCAAGCUAAAGAACAUUCCUCGCCCAAAAAUGCAAGUCUGUGUUCUUGGAGACCAGCAGCAUUGUGAUGAAGCCAAAGCUAACAAUAUUCCUUUCAUGGAUGCUGAGGCUCUUAAGAAGCUGAACAAGAACAAGAAACUCGUAAAGAAACUAGCCAAGAAAUACGACGCUUUCCUUGCUAGCGAAUCUUUGAUCAAGCAGAUCCCCCGUCUGUUGGGUCCCGGUCUUAACAAAGCCGGUAAAUUCCCUGGUCUCCUCUCUCACCAGGAGUCCAUGGUUGGAAAGAUUGAUGAAGUCAAAGCCACCAUCAAGUUCCAGAUGAAGAAGGUAUUGUGUCUGUCGGUCGCCGUAGGACACGUUGACAUGACCCCAGAUGAGCUCGUUCAGAACGUCCAUCUGUCGAUCAACUUCCUCGUCUCGCUGCUGAAGAAGCACUGGCAAAACGUCCGAUCCCUUCACAUCAAGUCAUCCAUGGGAACGCCCCAGAGGCUGUACUAAACAUCUUUUAUUUUGUUUUCGAUUUUAAUACCGUUUACAGAAUAAUAAAGCAACACCAUCAGCUUUUUAAA